AUGGAAGAUCAGUGGACCGAAGCAGAAUACGAAGCAGCCCUCGCGAAACUAGAAGCUCUCACCGACAAGGUACGCCGUGCCAUCCAUGUCCUCCACCCGUCCACCACGAGCAGAACUGACGAUCCCACGCAGUUGACCGCGCUACGAACGACUAUCCCUUCCAUCGUCUCACCCCUCACGCGACCCGCCACUUCCAAACCCGCCGCGUUUGCUGGACUGAAAAAAGCAGCGAUCGGUGCUGUCACCGGCGUUAGAGAUCUCAGGACGGAGUGGGAGAGCAAUGGUGUGCAGGACUUGUUGAAGAGGAGUCAAGCGAGUUACGAGAAAGAUGGGAAUCUUGGACCUGCGGUUGAGGUUCCGGCGUGGGGAUGGGUCAAGGAGGAAGAAGAAGGGAAGAAAGAGGAUGGGCAAGGACAACAGGCGGAUGUUGUGAAGGAGGAGAGGAGUGCUGGAUGA
This is a messenger RNA of Aureobasidium namibiae CBS 147.97, 456 nucleotides long. RefSeq lists its product as uncharacterized. The coding region runs from base 1 to 456 and encodes 151 amino acids. The transcript has a single exon. Lineage: Eukaryota; Fungi; Ascomycota; Dothideomycetes; Dothideales; Saccotheciaceae. The record is from RefSeq and is a predicted model, not a curated record.